GGACACCCGUCUGGUCGUACGGCGGCAGGCGGGUGUCGGUAGUUAAUUUAGGUAGAAUGGAAGAAAAGAAAGGAUGCGGCUCAAGAUCGAAGUUAAUAGCCGGCGCUUAGCUACCUCCUUCCUGAUUUGCUUUGUCAAGCCCUCUUUAUUUACUCCACCCAACUUCACUUGUUAAUGUAUGGUUUCUGUUUAUAGCAUACUUAGAUAGCUCCAUUCACUUUCAUUCACUGCUUCAGUCGCAUCUGUGAAGGUACACUUGAGUAACUAGACGGCUGUGGAUGGAGAGAGGCAAUCUAGAGCCAUGGUCGAGGCAGCUAUAUAAACCCCCCUCACUUCGUUCUUCUCCUUCUUUCUCUCUUCGUUCUCUAUACCUUUCCCCCUGCAUUAUCCAUUCUUCAUACAGCAAAAAUACACUCCUUUUGUCCACUUGAUACUAGCACAAUGUCCAGACUCAUCAUCCGAGUCAACCCAGACUUUCUAAUAGACGGCGGCCCAGAGACCUCAGACCCCAUCCAAGCAGUGGUCCGCCCCCUCUCACACCCUGUCUUCUCCUCAACUAAGAUUCGUCUCUUCGGACCCCUGGGCGCAACCAUACCGCUCAGAGAGCUCCUAGUUACUCCAGACGAGGAUGUCGCAUCUAUAACCGUCACCCCCGAACAACGCAUGUUGCAGCCUUGGCUGCCAGAUCCCCGCUGCACGACGUACUAUACACCGUACUUACCGCGGGAUCUCACAGAGCCGCAAUUUAAAGUGAUGGUCCAGUUCCAUCGCUUCGCGAGGGGUGAGGAUGUGCUGCCGAACCAGCUCUCACAGCGAGCUAUACGAUACAUAUUAUCUGCAAACAACAAUUUACCUAACCCAUACGCACGCUUUAAUAGGCGAACACGGCGCUGGGUAUACACGGGCUGGACACGGGCUCAUUUCCUGGCAUUUUUCUCCAUUUAUCGUUCAGUUAUUUUGAGCUCGACCGUUGACGGGAGUGGAAUCCUGGAAUUGCGGAGCUUGGGGGAAUGGCUUUAUGCUGUGCCCCCUGAGGCGAUGGGUUGUGAGGAAUGGGAGAGCUUAAUUAUGGAGAUUGGAGGGCUGGACAAUGCCUUGACGGAUGAAGAGAGAUGGGAUGCCCGCCACACAAUUGGUGUUGAGGUUGUUAGUCGUGCAGAUGAGGCUGGUGAUGAUGACGCUGUCCCUGUUAUGAGAGCGAGGAAAAAGGAGAAGAAGGGAGGACAGAAGAAUAGGUUUGCUGCAUUGUGGAGGGGCGGGUAG
This is a messenger RNA of Trichophyton rubrum CBS 118892, 1263 nucleotides long. RefSeq lists its product as uncharacterized. Bases 442 to 1263 code for a protein of 273 amino acids. Lineage: Eukaryota; Fungi; Ascomycota; Eurotiomycetes; Onygenales; Arthrodermataceae. The transcript has a single exon. The record is from RefSeq and is a predicted model, not a curated record.